This is a messenger RNA of Umbelopsis ramanniana AG, 3514 nucleotides long. RefSeq lists its product as uncharacterized. Gene Ontology annotation, cellular component: plasma membrane. Bases 29 to 3301 code for a protein of 1090 amino acids. Lineage: Eukaryota; Fungi; Mucoromycota; Umbelopsidomycetes; Umbelopsidales; Umbelopsidaceae. The transcript has 5 exons. The record is from RefSeq and is a predicted model, not a curated record. Gene Ontology annotation, molecular function: calcium-activated cation channel activity.
AGCUGCAAGCCAUCAUCCUACACCCAUCAUGGCCACUAUCCAAACUGCAUACUAUGUACCAACGAUUGCUGGUAUUGGAACCACCUUUGCUAUAUCUGCAUGCAUUUCAGCCGUUUGCUUGGCCAUCUACGAGGGGUGUAGGCGCAUGAAUUGCAUGGAAAGCUUAUUUAUACCGAGAACUCUGCUCAAGAGAGCACCCGCACCUCCACUUUCACCUCGUCUGUUUUCCUUUGUCAAUGCCCUGUUUUUACCCAAUUCUUAUUAUCUGGAGAACACGGGUUUGGAUUCCGCCAUGUAUCUUCAGUUCCUAUCCAUGUGCAUUCAUUUCCUCAUUCUGGCAUGUGUAUGCGUGCUGCCUAUACUGUUGCCUCUCCAUUGGAUGUCUCAACUGACCACCUUUGAUAUCAAUGAAACUAUCACCCUGACCCAUCUCAACGUUGCCAACGUUCCCGACGCCAGUGCAUGGCUAUGGGCGCAUUGUUUACUGACUCAUUUUGUUUCUCUCACAUGGUUGUGGCUACUGUACACCAAUUAUUGGCGAUAUCUGGAAUUGUUCAGAGCGCAAAUGGCCCUGCGUAUCGUCAAAGGCGAUAUCACGGCUCGCACUGUCAUGGUGCAUAACGUACCGCAUGAGCUGCGUAAUGACACAAGUUUAAAAGGAUACUUUGAAAACUUGGGUGUAGGGCCUGUAGACGCUGUCAACCUAGUCAGAACAGCUGGAAAGCUGGAGAGAAAAUUGAAACGACGCCAAGUCAUGAUUGAUCGCAUUGAACAAGCCUGUAUUCGCUUAGGUCGAAAUGUCAUUAGCAGUCUGGAAUUGAAGCGACGUCGAGCUGGUAUUGGCAAAGUCGAUGUGAGCCACUCGAUGAUUUUUCAAGAUCCACUACCUAGAGAUAUAUCCCUUUUAUCAUAUCUGGACAAGGUUAUCGUCAAGGCAGGCGAUGUCAGAGACAAGCAAGCCAAUAUCGAUGAUAUCUCUUUAAACGAUACCGAAACAACUCAGUAUGGGCCUUCCCUUUCAGUUCCCUCCACACCAAUGUCAGUCGUACCCGUCUCCAACGACUAUAACUUAUGGACUGUUCUACUUCUCAACGUGUCACCCCAUACUUUGCUACAAUAUCAUCCAACCCAUAGUGAAUCAAUUGCACUAUCACUACCAGGCAUUGAAAAGAACAUCACCAUACCAGGAAGCCGAAACUCAGAAUGUACUCCAUCUAUUCCAAAGUACUUGCAAACGCUCAAUGGUUUAACAGACAGAAUAAGGUUUCUUCGAGAAGAUGAAGCGUCUGCAAAAUAUUAUCGGCCAACUAGUACUGCGUUUGUCACUUUCAAGUCAUGGAAGUCUGCACAGUUAUGCGCACAGGGCAUUACGUGCUGGAAGCCAAAUGUCCUCAAAACGGCCUUAGCACCUGAGCCACGAGAUAUUUUAUGGUCAAAUUUGAUGCGCCGAGGACGAAGAGGUAAAAUCAUCGGUCGACUGAGAGACUGGGUUGUCUUUGCUGCUGUUUGGGGUCUCACAAUAUUCUGGCUGUUUCCAAUCUCCUUCAUUCUCGGUUUAACGUCUCUGGAAGUACUGUCGAGACACUUCAACUUUUUACAAUCAUUUAUGGGAACCUCGUCUGUUGUCCGAUCGUUCAUUCAAAACGUCCUGCCCACCAUGCUGGUUACCCUGUUCAUGAGCUUACUGCCCUGGAUUCUGUGUGAAUUGUCCAAGCAACAAGGCUUCAAAUCAUAUUCUCAAUUGGAAGACUGUGUUUUGAGGCGCUAUUAUCACUUUGCUAUCUUCAACGUGUUGAUUGUUUUUUUGCUCGGAACAACGUUCUUGACUACCAUCAUGAGUGUGUUGUACUCGCCAACAAGCAUUAUUCAGCUAUUGGCAGAGAGUUUGCCUCAAGGGGCCAACUUUUUCCUCAACUUCAUCAUGUUCAACUCAUGCUCACAUGCUAUGGAACUUGCUCAGCUGGGUACCCAAUUGUUCGGUCGCCUUCUGAUCCUUAUCCCCUGUAUUUCACCCACUCCCCGCGUGUUCCAGCGUCUAUCCAGUCCCUGGUCCUUUCCUUACUACUACUAUUACCCUAACCAUAUUCUUAUUUUUGUCAUUGUAUUAACUUACUCUAUCAUCCAACCGCUUAUUCUCUUAUUCGGCUUGUUUUACUUUGGCAUUGCACUGGUCGUUUUCAAGCACCAAUUUGCCUAUGCUUACAUACGUCGGUAUGAAUCCAAUGGUCGAUACUAUCGCCGUAUGGUCCGCUACACCACGGAUGGUCUUCUCAUCUUCCAACUCACCAUGGUUGGUCUCCUAUACCUCAAAAAGGCUUUCGCUCCGGCAACCUUUGUGGUCCCGCUAGUCAUCCUUACAUGCUGGUCCAAGGUGCAGUUCAGUCGAUUAUUUCAGGCUAGGUGCAAAUACUUCGCAGUCGAUAUCGACGAGUUGGACGAGGUCACAGCCAUGGGUAGAGACAUGCCUCAAAGGGGGUGGCGGUCUUUCCUUUACAGGAUGGACGACAUGUGGCGGUUGAGCUGGUUCGAGCUUUGGUGGACUGGAGCAAGAGGCAAAUGGGAGAAGACCAAAAAGCGUAGCAGCCGCAAGGUCCAACAGCUACUUUUGUCAUUGCCAGAUAGCUUGGAUGAACUGGACCAAGCCAUGGUGACCACAUCCAUUCGCACCACGAUCACUGCACCCAAAGUUUCAGGCAGUGCACCGCCAUCUCAAAAAAUAUCGGUCAUCAUUACAGAAGACCAUAUCAGCCAGAAGGAUGGAUAUUGUGCCUCACAGACCGACAUUUCCACCACCUCCACUUUGAUUCCCCGUGAUGAUAUCUCUGAGCACCAGUCGUACAUUCAUCCCAUCCUUAUCAAGAAAUUGGACGACAGCUUUAUGCUUCCUAGUGAUCCUAAACGGAGGAUAUGGAGGUUGAAUGACUGUAUCAACAUACCCAUUGAUAAUAUUGUGAAACAGUAUUAUGGUGAAAUCAUUGAUCAAGUGGAGACUGGAGAAUACCAUAUGGACGACAAACUGAAUAGGGAAAUGGCCAUGAACGACAGUGCCGAAGAUCUUCAUGAGAGCUUUGAUACGCUUGUGGUUCGUCGCGUGGACACAAGAAGAACCGUGGGCUCUGAAGUCAGCCCAUCUCCCAGGAGAAGAAGUAGAAUAUCCUUGUCUAAACGAUUCAGCUUGGGACGAUCGCAAAAUAGCAGCAAUAUAGGCAGCGAGGUCAGCUUGAAGGUCAGCCUCAAAGACGAAUUGGAUGAGUUUUACGACAUGAAGACAGAGGAAGUAUCCUCUGGCGAUGAAGAUUAACUAGAUCUGUUCCAUGUACAACCACUCCCCUUGCUGUUGCAAUCGUAAUACUAUAUAAACAAAAUAGUAGCUUCAUCUUUUCUUUCUAAAUUUUCUACUGCCCUCCUCACUUUUGUAUUGCCAUGUUCUCUAGUUUUUUGUAUCCAUUUUCUCUGCCUGUACUGUACCUGGCCAUGAAGCUAAUUGUUUAAGCCGAAUAAAAAUAAACGAAAG